Messenger RNA from Trachymyrmex septentrionalis, 675 nucleotides. RefSeq lists its product as uncharacterized. The transcript has a single exon. The record is from RefSeq and is a predicted model, not a curated record. Bases 1 to 675 code for a protein of 224 amino acids. Lineage: Eukaryota; Metazoa; Arthropoda; Insecta; Hymenoptera; Formicidae.
AUGCCAGACGAAUUUUCUGUGGGGCACGUGCCAAAAUUCGAUGGAACAAAUUUCCUCGAAUGGAAAUUCCAGAUGGAAGCGACUUUGAGAGCUUGUGGUCUUUACGAAAUUGUAGACGGUACAAACGUAAGACCUACAGCAGCUGAAGAGGAGCGUGUGAAGGCGUGGGUGAAAGACAACGCAAAAGCGAUAUUUAUCAUUUCGAGAGCAAUGGAGUACAAACAACUAGAAAGUUUACUAGUAUGUACCGGCAAGGAAAUGUGGGAUACACUCGCAAAAAUCCACCAGCAAAAUUCAGCAGCGAACAAGCUCGUAUUAAUGAAAUGGUUCCAUGAAUAUCGAAUGGGAGCGACGGAUUCGACCGUUCAGCAUGUAGCAAAAGUACAGAAUUUGGCGAUACAGUUACGUGAUCUCGGAGACAAUGUGUCCGACUUGACAAUCAUGGCGAAAAUACUAUCGAGUUUAACCUCAAAAUUUAGCAUCCUGCAGACAGCGUGGGACAGUGUCGAUCCUGAUCGACAAAGCGUAGAGUAUCUGCAAGAACGACUUAUCACCGAGGAAAGUCGUUUGGUAGCUGAAAAGGAAGAAAGUACGGCAUUUUCAGCGAUGCGGAUCAUCAGCGAGAGGCUGGCAGUUCAAAACACAAAGGAGACUCGAAAGGAAGAAAUGAGGUAA